This is a messenger RNA of Helobdella robusta, 534 nucleotides long. RefSeq lists its product as hypothetical. NCBI's taxonomy places the organism in Eukaryota, Metazoa, Annelida, Clitellata, Rhynchobdellida, Glossiphoniidae. Gene Ontology annotation, molecular function: GTPase activity; GTP binding. Bases 1 to 534 code for a protein of 177 amino acids. The record is from RefSeq and is a predicted model, not a curated record. The transcript is spliced from 5 exons.
AUGGGGAAUGUUUCUUCUGAAGGGGUUGAUUUUCAAGUUUGCAACAUGAAGGUUGACAAGCAAGUUGUGGCAUUGCAGCUGUGGGACACAGCUGGCCAGGAGAGGUUCAGGAGCUUAUCUAAGCAGUACUUCAGGAAAGCUGAUGGAGUGAUAAUGAUGUACGAUGUCACAAACCAACAGUCUUUUUUCAACGUGCGAUCAUGGAUGGAGGAUGUUCAGAAUUCCGUGGAGCCGGGAACUUCGUUGAUGCUACUUGGUUCUAAGAAGGACCUUGUUAGUAUUAACGGCGACGUAGGGACGUACAUAUACCCAGGGGAAGCUAGGAGACUCGCUUUUGAGUAUAAUGCUUCAUUCUUCGAAACAAGCUCAGUGACAGGUCUGAACAUAGACGAAUGCAUGAAAUACAUGUCAAGACUAUUAAGAGACAGAGAAGACCAAACAAUAGCCAAAACAAUUAACGUGUUAUCGUCUGAAAACGAGCAUGGAUCUACGGGUGCAUUCAAGAACUCUUGUUCAUGCGGUACAACUUCGUGA